Molecule: messenger RNA, 1017 nt
Organism: Cordyceps militaris CM01
Lineage: Eukaryota; Fungi; Ascomycota; Sordariomycetes; Hypocreales; Cordycipitaceae
Product: syntaxin
Exons: 3
Coding region: 1-1017 (338 amino acids)
Biological process (GO): retrograde vesicle-mediated transport, Golgi to endoplasmic reticulum
Cellular component (GO): endoplasmic reticulum; SNARE complex
Source: RefSeq, a predicted model, not a curated record
AUGGAGGUUUUACUGGCGCCAACGGGCGACCGGACGGCCGAAUUCAACGAGCUGCUGCGCAAGCGAAACGCAGCACCAGCAACUGCACGACCCGACCUUGAGAGGGCAGACGGCUUCCUAAAGGAGGCAUACAGAAUUGAACUCCGCGAUGUACGACAAGCCUACCUCUCGACAGCGCAGCCCCGACGAACACAAUCGCGCACGGUGCAGGGUCAGCCGCGGGUGCUGACGGACCGCGAGCGGGAAGAGGUCGACGCCAACGCCAAGCAGAUGAUCCGGGAGCUCAACGCCAGCAUCCGGGCGGUGGACGACGCUGAGCAGCUGCGACGGGAGACAGCGGCGGCGAUUGUGCGCAAGACGUACGGCAGCGCGCUGGGGGCGCUGGGCUCGUGGGCGUCUGGCGGCAGCGCGCUGGGGGCGGGCCAGUCGGCGGAGCAUGCGGCGGCCGAGGCGCGCGGGCGGCAGACGGAGAUGCACCGCGACAGCGUCCUGUGGUUCCUGCGGCAGCGCCUGGAGCAGUGCUGCCGCACGCAGCAGGACAUGAUGGAGACGCGGCUGACGCGGGAGCUGGAGAAGUCGCGCGGGUUCCUGGCGGCGCCGGCGUCCGACUUUGCCGACUUUGCGCAGGCGACGGGGACGGCGGCACCGGCGACGUCGAGCGCCGACGCGGCGUACGGGGCCGGGAACGAGGGCCUGACCGAGGACCAGGUACAAAUGUUUGAGGAGGGUAACCAGGACAUGAUGAAGCACUACGAGAGCACGCUCGCCAAAGUACAGACGGCGGAGAAAUCACUGGUGGAAAUCUCGGAGCUGCAAUCGAUGCUGGUCAGCAACCUGGCGAUCCAGUCGGCGCACAUUGAGCAGCUGGUGACGGACUCGCUCUCAACGACGGAGAAUGUCGGCGGCGGCAACAAGGAGCUUAAAAAGGCUUCGCAGCGACCGAGUGCGGCACGAUACACAUUUUUCGCGGCGAGCGGGCUAUGCGCCUUCUUGGUGCUGUGGGAUCUCAUCAUAUAA